This is a messenger RNA of Closterium sp. NIES-67, 2957 nucleotides long. Lineage: Eukaryota; Viridiplantae; Streptophyta; Zygnematophyceae; Desmidiales; Closteriaceae. The record is from the annotation of a GenBank genome assembly.
GGCUUGAAAUGCUGCGUAGAUCACGGACCGACUGCGCAGAAAGCUAGGCCUUCUCCAGAGGAGACUGCGUCAACAAAACUGUGCGACAUUUCCUCACUCAGAGUAACGACGAUCUUACCAUUUUCUGGGCACUCCAUCGUCACGCCGUUGCACCAGCUCGAGUCCCCUGGCGAGUCAAGGUGGUUGGUACCCACAGCUCCAGUGCUCGCAGUGGUGCCUAUCGGAAUGGCAUCCGUUGCGUGCGCUGCAACGCUUCAUAGGCAUCACGACGCAGUAGCGCCAGCCGCAUUGCCUCGUCUUCCCAGGCACACUACAUUGGCCGUGUGCGCGAAUCCUCUGUGCCAAGCAGCGCGCCCCACAGCGCUUCACGCGCGGAGUCACUACGUGCGGACGGGGCAGCCCGCGCGAUUGCGCGGAGGGGGGCGGCGCUCAAUACGGGCGUGCAGCGCAGAAGUUGCGGGGGUGGCGGCGCAGACGACGCGGAGGAGACGCGCGGGGCAGAGCAGCAAGGGCGAAGGGGGGGAUGAGGGCGAGGAGGAGCAGGGGGGAGCGGGGGAUGGAGAGGACGAGGAGGAGAACAAGGACGAGGCAGCAUCACCAUCCACUCCCUGUCUGCUGGUCCUAGUAGAGUCACCCACGUCCUUCUCAUUCGAGGCGCACCCGCACUCCGACGACCCCGCCGCCACGGCCUUCUGGCUCUCCUCCCUGCGCCCCGUGCCGCGCCUCACAGCGACCGUGCUGCUCUCCGACAUCGAGUCGCGCGUGGCCAGCAUCCGCCGCAGGCGCCCCCCGGUCACCGAGUCGUCCUUGCACACCGUCGCCUUCUUCCUCGCCCUAGGCCUCACACCCGCGCGCGUGCUGGACCUCUUCUCGCGCGUGCCGUCGCUGCUCAAGAGCCGCUGGCACCACGACCUGCUGCCCAAAUUCCACGUGCUGCUGGCGGCGGGCGUGGACCUUCCGUCCAUGCUGUUCGCCGUCAACUCCAUCCCCAACUGGCUGCGCUGCGAGGUGGGCGGGCUGACGGGCGUGGUGGAGUUCCUGCAGGCCAUGGGCGUGCGGCGCGAGAAGAUGAACAGCGUGGUGCGCCGCGCGCCCGCCGUGCUGCAGUACGACGCCAUCAACAACCUCUGGGCUUGGGCUGAGGCGCUGGCUGGACUCAUCAUGCAGGAGGACGUGGAUGAUGGGGAUGGCGAGGAGGGGAAGGAGGGGUCGGGGACGUGGGACGAGGGAGGGCAGCGGGUGGAUGGAGAGGAGGAGGGGGGGGAGGAGGGGGAAUGGGGGGAAGCACCUGUGCAACAACUGGCUGUUGAGAGAGAAACUGAGCUACCAGAAGCACCCGCCACAGCAGAGGCGUCAUCGGAAUGGGCGGAAACACCCCCAACCCAUGCAGCAGCAGCAGCAGCAGCAGAGAGCCAGCCGGCCACAGACACCAAAGGCGAGGCCCCCCUGGUGAUAUCCCCUCAGCUGCAAGCGGCCAUAGCGAGCCGAAUGUUCGGGCAGUUCAUCGAGAAGUACCCGCGCAUCGUGUCCAACUCCGCCGCCUUCAUCACCGCGCGCGUGCGCCUGCUCUGCUCGCCCACCUUCGGGCUGCGCCUGCCGAAGCUGCUGCGCAGCGCCAACCUGCUGGGCAUCCGUGAGGAGAAACUGCGCGCCGCACUGGCGUUCCUGGAGCGCGAGGUGGCGCGGAGCAGCACCGACGUGCCCAUGCUGGUGAACGCCCAGCCCACCAUCCUGGGGCUGGGCACCGACAACCUCAAGGAGAAGGUGCUGUGCGUCACCCGGCUGCUCGAUGGGCCGGGCUACGCUGCACGUGCAGUGGGCGGUGAGAGUGGAGACCGAGGGAAUAGUAAUGGCGCUUCUGCAGCAGUGGGUGUGACAAGAGGAGCCAAGAGUGAAAGAGAACAAGAAGCCCCGUCAGCAGCACCUUCAGCUGCACCAGCUGCAUCAUCUCCAUCAACAGCAGCAGCAGCAGCAGCAGCAGCAGCAACAGCAGCAACAGCAGCAACAGCAGCAACAGCAGCAACAGCAGCAACAGCAGCAACAGCAGCAACAGCAGCAACAGCAGCAGCAGCAGCAACAGCAGCAACAGCAGCAACAGCAGCAACAGCAGCAACAGCAGCAACAGCAGCAACAGCAGCAACAGCAGCAGCAGCAGCAGCAGCAGCAACAGCAGCAACAGCAGCAGCAGCAGCAGCAGCAGCAGCCCCAACACCCCCACCAUCCCCUCCAUCCCCCCGGUGGACCAUCUGCGGGCCUGCCGCACGCGAGGCCUUCCGCGUGUACCCCUCGCUCCUGGCCACCAGCGUGAGCACCAUCGAGGACACCUUCGCCCACUUCCAAGCGCGCUUCCCCCCUGACGCCGUGCACACCCUCGUCUCCACGUACCCGUACCUGCUGACGCGCAAGUGGGAGCGCAAUCUGGGGCCCAAGCUGGACUUUCUGGUGGAGGAAACGGGGCUGGACGCCAGCGAGGUGCUGCACUACCCGCUCUACUUCACUCACAGCCUGGAGCGCCGCAUCAAACCACGGAUUGUGGCGUUUAAAGCAGCGGGGUUUAGGCUGGUGUCUGCUGCAGGGGGGGCGCAGGGGGAGGUGGUGGAAGGGGGGGAGGGAGGGCAGGGAGGGGAAGGAGGGGAGGCGAAGGGUGCGGUGAGGGGCAGAGGGAGGCCUUCUAGGGCAAGCUCUGGGCAGUGGAUGCACGAUGGAGUGUGCUUGACGACUGUGCUGCACUGCACAGAUGACGAAUUUGCUAAGAGAUUUGGGAUUCGCCCGGGGUUGCCAAGUGAUUAGGGCGGUUGUGGCUGGUGGAACGCUUGAAUAAGUAAAGUUGCACAUUGCAUUGUUUACAUGUGGCGCUCGUUUCUGCCUGACAGUGCUAGUAGUACUGGUUGUGAAAGGAAGCCAGGGACCAGAUUCUUUAGUUGAGAGCAGGUGCCGGAUUGGAUUUGGACCACACU